Messenger RNA from Echinostoma caproni, 1065 nucleotides. Lineage: Eukaryota; Metazoa; Platyhelminthes; Trematoda; Plagiorchiida; Echinostomatidae. The record is from the annotation of a GenBank genome assembly.
AUGGCUGACCGCCGCGACGCUUCUUCUAGCCUUGCCCGGCACGUGCAAAGGAAGCACGGAAAGCUAGUCACUGGGAAGACAUACGCAAUACGUGACCAAGCUAUCGGAGGCGGUGUAGAGCGAUUAUUUGUGUUAGGGAACGACUGUCCACACCAACACACGACGACGGACCUCGUCAUUGCUCACGCGAUGUUCCCACCAGACACGAGCAAUGAAUCGGAGACAUCGGUGAUCGAAUACAGAAAAUCGAUUAACAUCCUCAACGCUGAGUGGCUAGGUCUCGCAACAGUAAAGCAGAACACUACGAACUGCGGCGAUAUACACCCUUCCCUUAAGAGACAUUCAGAUGUCAUGGCGGCACCACAGGUGUCGACAGUUAUCAAUGGACACAGUAUAGUGUUGUUUAUCUCCAACGCCCGCCGACAGAAUCUCAUCAAAGCUAUCUCACUUUCUUCUUUCCCACCCGGGUUCCCCGACCAGGAUACGUUCUUUCUGAGUGCCGAGGAGUGUAUCACGGCUGCUCGAUUGCAGAAUUUACAUCCGAACAUCUGUUCGCUAAGUCCGGACGGGCGUUUCGGUUCGAAAUUCGUCACUGCUUACCAGGUAUCCAAUCAAGCCAUGGCUCUGGAACGUGAUCGAAUUCUGAUGCCCACAUAUGAUGCACCGGAAUUGGGCUACAUUCGUGAGACCGCCACUGAUCAGUUUGUAGACAAAUACGGAAAUCGUGUGACCCGUGUUGCACGUCCUCUUCCCGUGGAAUAUCUUCUCGUUGACAUGCCUGCAGCAUUUCCCAUUGCACCGGUGUAUACGAUGGCCAAGCAACCGACCGAUUUGCCCGAGGAUUGUCGAUUCCCGGUCGAGAAUCGUGAAAGUCUUGGACAAUGCCAGGUGACCUCAUGCGUUUCUAAUGGUCAUGAAUGGGAACAAUUUUGCUGUCUAGGCUACACCAUAUCUCUUGGAGAUUCUGGUCUUCAUUUGUUAACCCGUCCAUUCCCACAUUCAACAUUUCUAAGCACUUGGAUUCAAUGGUUGCCUUACGUGUCUGUCAAGAAUUCUAUCACGUGA